GUGAAUGUGUCCAGGAUGUUGUAUUAUCAGUCGAACCUAAUUAUACCUAGUAGUGAAGACAUGGUCAUACAGACCCCUUGGCUGGCUCCCAUUGUGUGGGACGGGACUUUCCAAAUACAAAUCCUGAACCAGCAGUUCUGGCUCCAGGAUGUCUCCAUUGGGUUAGUCGUGUUUGCCACCGGGAAAUACGUAGCCUUCCUAAAAGUGUUUUUGCAGACGGCAGAGACAUACUUCAUGGAGGGACACAAGGUGAAGUACUACAUUUUCACUGACAAGCCAGCUAGUGUCCCACUCUUGAAGCCACAUAAGGGAAGGCAGAUGGUGAUUCUGGAAGCCCAGGGCUCUGCCCACCAACCCAACACUUAUGCAUACAGAAUGAAAACGAUCAGCCAUUUUUCCCAGCAGCGCUUUACAAAGGAGGUGGACUACCUGGUCUAUGCACACGUGAACUUAAUUUUCUGCAACCCUGUGGGAGUGGAGAUCCUGUCCUCCCUGUUUGGCACGCUGCAUCCUCUGUUCUUUGGAUUCCCAAGGAAAUCUUUGAUCUAUGAAAGGCAGCCGCAGUCACAAGCCUACAUUUCUGAGGAUGAGGGGGACUUUUACUAUUCGGGUGCCUUCUUUGGGGGAAAGGUACUGGAGGUUUACAGGCUCACCAACUUCUGUUACCAGGCAGCCAUGAUGGACCAAGCUCAUCACAUCCAGGUCAUGUGGCCCGAGGAAAGCUACUUGAACAAGUAUCUUCUUUACAACAAGCCCACCAAGGUUCUCUCUCCAGAGUACAUGUGGUAUAAGCAACUUCUGGAUAGAUUCCAAGAAAUGAUGAUAAACUGGAACAUACUUGUGAAAAUCAGCAAACACCCCUGGGCCAAUGCUAACGUGGCCCAUGGCAGGACCUUUCGGGCUUCCAACACGUUGCCUGAGAUCGAAACCAAUUUUUACUAG
Acomys russatus (golden spiny mouse) is the source of this 942-nucleotide messenger RNA. Its product is annotated as histo-blood group ABO system transferase-like. The record is from RefSeq and is a predicted model, not a curated record. Gene Ontology annotation, biological process: carbohydrate metabolic process. Lineage: Eukaryota; Metazoa; Chordata; Mammalia; Rodentia; Muridae. Gene Ontology annotation, cellular component: membrane; vesicle; Golgi apparatus. The transcript has a single exon. The coding region runs from base 16 to 942 and encodes 308 amino acids. Gene Ontology annotation, molecular function: glycoprotein-fucosylgalactoside alpha-N-acetylgalactosaminyltransferase activity.